Molecule: messenger RNA, 510 nt
Organism: Mauremys reevesii (Reeves's turtle)
Lineage: Eukaryota; Metazoa; Chordata; Testudines; Geoemydidae
Product: claw keratin-like
Exons: 1
Coding region: 1-510 (169 amino acids)
Cellular component (GO): intermediate filament
Molecular function (GO): structural constituent of cytoskeleton
Source: RefSeq, a predicted model, not a curated record
AUGUCUUGCUCCAGCCUGUGCUAUCCAGAAUGCGGGGUGGCCCGUCCCAGUCCAGUUUCUGGCAGCUGCAACGAGCCGUGCGUUAGGCAGUGCCCUGACUCUGAAGUGAUCAUCAGACCAUCACCGGUUGCCGUAACCCUCCCAGGACCAAUUCUCAGCACUUUCCCUCAGCACAGUGAAGUGGGAGCUGUUGGAGCACCUGUGGUCGGACCCGGCUAUGGGGGCUCAUUCGGUUAUGGGGGAUUGAACGGCUAUGGGGCGCUUACGGAGGAUUGCAUGGUUACGGGGAUUAGGUGGUUACGGGGCCGUUAUGGUUAUGGGGGAUUGAGUGGUUACGGGGGCCGUUAUGGUGGACUGUGUGGUUAUGGAGGAGGUUACGGGGGACUGUGUGGUUACGGGGGAGGUUACGGAGGAUUGUGUGGUUACGGGGGAGGUUACGGUUAUGGAGGAGCAUGUGGUUCUGGGGUAUCUUGCCAUAGGUACCUGAGUGGAAGCUGUACACCAUGUUAA